Messenger RNA from Hypoxylon fragiforme, 1534 nucleotides. RefSeq names its product DUF1674-domain-containing protein. The transcript has a single exon. The record is from RefSeq and is a predicted model, not a curated record. Lineage: Eukaryota; Fungi; Ascomycota; Sordariomycetes; Xylariales; Hypoxylaceae. Gene Ontology annotation, biological process: mitochondrial respiratory chain complex II assembly. Gene Ontology annotation, cellular component: mitochondrion. Bases 475 to 966 code for a protein of 163 amino acids.
GGGUUCAUGGCCUAAUGGUAAGGCGUUAGAUUUCGGUUUCCUUACUGAUCCUCUAAAGAUUGCAGGUUCGAUCCCUGCUGAGCUCGAUCUUUUUAUUCUUUUUUUUGCAUUCUUUUAUGCUAGAUGAAUGAGCUACAUAUGUAGAAUGAGACCUGAGAUUUUCACAAGUACAUUACAGAGGAAGAGGAAACAUAGAAAAAGACUACUAGGUAGGAUGUCUGGCAUUGUCUGCACGCCGAGCCAAUUAAAAGUACUCUGUUAAAUGAAUUAGGAAAGCAAUGAUGAAUAUUCCCGUACCGAGGUAAAGUUGCGCUGUACGUUAAAGUUCAAGUUAAACUUUGAUCGCCACCCCAGCAGACCUGUAACUCAAUUCACCACAAUUCACCACUGAUCACACUCGGCGCUACCUAUUCUCGUCUUCAUUUUUUAUUCUUCACUUUUUUCACGAGAACCACCAAUACCACCACCAUCACCAUGGCAUCCCGUCUAACCCGCCUCACCCGUCUCGCAAGACAGCCACUCUCCCUUCCACAACACCACCUCCCCACACCACCAAUAUCACCGCUCCUCCUCACCAUCCGCCACGCCUCCAACUCCAACUCCCCCUCCCCAAACCCCUUCCAAACCAUGCCCGCGCCGCCUCGUCUCCCCACCGACCAACAAGCCGAGUUCGAGCAGCUCCAGCGCACCGCCAACACCCAGUCCGGCUUCAACCCAACCUCCACCCCGGACUUCUCCUCCUCCUCCUCUAGCCCCACCGCCACUACCGCCGCUUCUUCCGAGACCACCGCAACGAUAAAGGAAGGAGAAGAGUUCACCCCGAUGCCCCUGCGCAAGGGCGCGCCCCCCGAGUUCGAGGGCGAGGUCAACCCCAAGACCGGCGAGGUCGGCGGCCCCAAGAACGAGCCCUUGCGCUGGGGCGCGGCGGGCGAUUAUAGCUUUAACGGGCGCGUCACCGAUUUCUGAGUGGAUGAGAGAAGGAAAUAAAUAAAUAAAAAAAAAAACUUUUCUGGCUGCGCAUCAGACAAGACGGUCCGAUAGAUAGAACAUCCCUCGCAGUAAGAGCCGACUGUAUGUCCUGCGCAGAUUGCGUCGUCUGCGUCGCCUUCUCUGCCCGAGUCGACUUGAUCUUUCCCCCCCUCCUCCGUCGGGUCGUAUCCAUAGGCCAUGAUGAAUUCUAUACACGGCCAGCCCAGACAGCCGCUGCCUGGGUCUAGUUCGUUCGUCGCCGAGCUCACUACUAAGCAGGAUUGCGUUAUCCACGGGCACCGGAAUUUUGACCAGGAUGGGCAAGUCAUCGCUCUUAUGACCGUAGAGGUCUUGGAUGCUUCAUGAGAACGACUUCCACGACUCCAACUUUUUCUUACCUUAGUUCAACAAAGUGACAUCUGGGGUGUCAGGGGCUUAGCCUCGUUUACGUGUAUAUAUAUGAAUAUACUUUGGGUGUAUGUGACGUCCCACGUUACAACACCAGCAUACAGAUGAGAACAAGCCGUGUACAACAUAGUUAGAUCUAGCAACCAGCCCAUCUACA